AUGCCGAGGGAGAUCAUCACAAUUCAGGCCGGCCAGUGCGGCAACAGCAUUGGCAGUCAGUUCUGGCAGCAACUGUGUCAGGAACAUGGCAUCAGUCAAGACGGCAACCUUGAAGACUUCGCGACUGAGGGUGGCGAUCGAAAAGACGUCUUUUACUAUCAGAGCGACGACACGAGAUACAUUCCAAGAGCCAUUCUGAUUGAUCUUGAACCACGCGUCAUCAACGGUAUACAAACAGGACCCUACAAGAACAUAUACAAUCCCGAAAACUUCUACGUCAGCAAAGAUGGUGUGGGUGCAGCCAACAACUGGGGUGACGGCUACCAGACUGGCGAGAAGGUGUUUGAGGACAUCAUGGAGAUGAUUGACCGUGAGGCCGAUGGUAGCGAUUCGCUCGAAGGCUUCAUGAUGCUGCACUCCAUCGCAGGUGGCACUGGAUCUGGACUUGGGUCAUUUCUCCUCGAGCGUCUGAAUGACCGAUUUCCGAAGAAGAUCAUACAGACGUACUCCGUCUUCCCCGACACAACGAACGCUGGCGAUGUCGUUGUUCACCCCUACAAUAGCGUGCUGGCCAUGCGACGUUUAACACAAAAUGCGGACUCUGUGGUGGUGCUUGACAACGGUGCUUUGUCAAGGAUCGCCGCCGACAGACUGCACGUCCACGAGCCGUCCUUUGCACAAACUAAUCAACUUGUUUCCACUGUCAUGUCUGCGAGCACCACGACCCUGAGAUACCCUGGUUAUAUGCACAACGACCUUGUCAGCAUCUUAGCCUCCCUCAUCCCGACCCCACGCUGUCACUUCCUGAUGACAUCCUACACCCCGUUUACUGGCGACCAAGUUGAGCAGGCAAAGACUGUUCGGAAGACCACAGUGCUGGACGUGAUGAGGCGGCUUCUUCAACCUAAGAACAGGAUGGUGUCAACGCAACCUGGGAAGAAGAGCUGUUACAUCUCUAUUCUCAACGUCAUUCAAGGCGAAGUUGACCCGACUGAUGUCCACAAGAGUCUUCUUCGCAUCCGAGAGCGAAGAUUGGCAACUUUUAUCCCCUGGGGUCCUGCAAGCAUCCAGGUCGCAUUAACAAAACGGAGUCCCUACAUUCCAAUGGCACACCGUGUUAGCGGGCUGAUGCUAGCUAACCACACGAGUAUUGCCACGCUGUUCAAACGAAUCGUCAAGCAGUUUGAUGGUAUGCGGAAACGAAAUGCCUUCAUGGAGGGCUACAAGAAAACGGCUCCCUUCGCAGAGAACCUCAACGAAUUCGACGAGUCUCGUCAGGUGGUGCAGGACCUGAUCCAGGAAUAUGAGGCGGCCGAGGACGCCAAUUACCUGAACCCUGAAGCAGAAAUCCCAACUUCUGCAGAGACAGACAAGAGAAUGGGUUGAGGAUCCUGAGGAGAAAGCGUCGUGUAACUUAGUGGGGAUGGCGCGCCAAGAAUGAAGGCAUGACAUGAUUGUACCUGAGCGCUUUGAUAUGACAAGGUUUCCGGCAUCUUCCAUUGGGAGAGUUAGGCGUUUGGGGCUAGAGCAUCCGUACCUGGGAUCGCGACACGAGGGCAAUAGCCUGAAAGGAUCUGUUUGACAAACCAUGCACGGC
Molecule: messenger RNA, 1597 nt
Organism: Verticillium alfalfae VaMs.102
Lineage: Eukaryota; Fungi; Ascomycota; Sordariomycetes; Glomerellales; Plectosphaerellaceae
Product: tubulin gamma chain
Exons: 5
Coding region: 1-1386 (461 amino acids)
Biological process (GO): mitotic cell cycle; mitotic spindle organization; cytoplasmic microtubule organization
Cellular component (GO): gamma-tubulin complex; centrosome; microtubule
Molecular function (GO): structural constituent of cytoskeleton; GTP binding
Source: RefSeq, a predicted model, not a curated record